AUGUUAAUGGCGACCAGUGCAAGAGUGAGUACAGAGCUUUUGAUCCCAAAGAAAUGGUACAACAGAGAGAUCACUACUAGUCCUGAAAGAACGAAAAUUUGGGUCGAACCCAAGUCGAAGACUGACAGAAGAGUCGUCCCUGUUGUUUACUACCUCUGCAGAAAUGGCCACCUUGAGCAUCCUCAUUUUGUUGAAGUUUCUCUCUCUUCAUCCCAAGGACUCUAUCUCAAAGAUGUGACGAAUAGACUGAACUUUCUUAGAGGAAAGGGCAUGGCGGACAUGUAUUCGUGGUCUUCAAAACGGAGCUAUAAAAAUAGAUAUGUGUGGCACGACUUGUCGGAGAACGACUUGAUACACCCAAUCAACGGCCACGAAUACGUUCUCAAAGGAUCAGAACUUCUUCUAAGCUCAAUGAGCUUCCGAUCAUACGAAACGGCAUCGUCGGUGAUGGACAAGGAUCUCUCCGGCGAGAAUUUUGAUUCGUCGAUCUCUGCCAGGAGGAGAAAAAAUCAGUCAUGGAGCUCAAUCGAAACUCCUCACUACGAAUAUAGAGUCCACACGGCCGAGUCGAGUCAAGAGCUCGCCGGAAAAGUGUCCGCCGAUGUUGGUACACAGACAGGCGACGAGAAGAGAAGGCGAAGAAGGAGUGGGAGAGAAGAGUAUGAGGAAAGGAAACAGAGCGUUACAGAGUUGAAUAAGGAAGAGUUGUCUCCACCGUCUGUAUCUGCCUCCGAGAGUGUGGAAGGUGUGAGUGGAUUGAGAGACGUCAAUGGGUCGGAAAGUGUAAGAGAUCCAACGGUUGAUAAUGGGUGUUCGGGUAGGAGUGGGAGAAUGAAGGCUUAUCGAACAUUGAUGCAGUUGAUCAGUUGUGUUGGGUCUGUGUCUGACCUGAAAAGUAAGGACGAUACACGGUAUUCAAGGAGGGUGUAG
Ilex paraguariensis (yerba mate) is the source of this 930-nucleotide messenger RNA. The record is from the annotation of a GenBank genome assembly. NCBI's taxonomy places the organism in Eukaryota, Viridiplantae, Streptophyta, Magnoliopsida, Aquifoliales, Aquifoliaceae.